Molecule: messenger RNA, 778 nt
Organism: Fragaria vesca subsp. vesca
Lineage: Eukaryota; Viridiplantae; Streptophyta; Magnoliopsida; Rosales; Rosaceae
Product: clathrin light chain 3-like
Exons: 2
Coding region: 1-186 (61 amino acids)
Source: RefSeq, a predicted model, not a curated record
AUGUCAUCGUCUCCGGAGACCCAAUCUCCGCCGUCGAUCUAUUCACCCGGCGGAGGAAACGGCUUUGAUGAGGAGGGGCUUGCUCUGAGAGAGUGGCGGAGGAGGAGCGCGAUUGAGUUGGGAAAGAAGGAGAAGAAGGAGAAGGAGAGGCUGAAGGAGAUAAUCGAGGUUUGGUGCAUUUGUUGAUAUAUUUACUUGAUUUUCUCUUCAAAUCAGUCCUCAACUGUGUCCUCUACUGUGUCUAAAUGAACAACACAUAGAGAAACCAUACAAAUAAGUAAUGUUUUGAUAGCCCUAAUAAUCGACUACCAAACUAUCUGAUAAGAGAACAUUUGUUUCAAGCCAAUACAAUGUAUUUGCACACUCUUUAGUGAUCGGAGAUCUCCAAAACCACAAGUCAUUGUUAUAACUUCCAGCAUAUAUCAGUGGCUUGGAUUGGUACGAUCCUAGAUUUUCAUCAUUUUUUGGGGUCAAGUCCACAUAUACGAGCAUGUUAUAUGCAGUGUCUGUUUGAGUCUGUCCAAAUGGCUCUCUUGCUUGGAUGGAAUUUGGAGUAUGAUAUGUACUAGUUGGGGACUUUAGAUUGAAUUUCUACACAUUAUACAGAAAAGACGUCAAAUAUAGAUAGUUCCAGAACCAUGUUUGUUCAAGGACGAUGUCCCAUCGAGCAUUCAAAUAAGAAUCUAUUUAAUGGUAAGAAAACAUGGCCUUGAAAUGAAAAUGCAGAUAUUUAGAGAGGGAAGAUGGGGGUUAGAAUAAGUCGGAGGCCAGUCAGAGG